AUAUUUUUUUUUUAUUGAGCAGGUGUAUUGAUUUAGAAUAGCACCAUUUUCAUUAUUUUCCACAUGAGUAGCAAUAUCUUUUAGCCUAAAUUAUAUGAGGAGGACACUUGAUAUUAAUAUCUGACAUUAGUUAAUGAGUUGCAAUACAAUGAUUUCCUCAGUGAGUGUCAGUGAUUUAUUGUAAAAAAAAUAAUUCAGAAUAAUAUAUUAAGAAUCAAACAUGUCAACUUUUUUUGUUUUGCUUUUUUUUUUAUGAAAGUUGUAUGAAUUUGUAAUGCAUUGCAAGACAGCUUUCACAUGGCAAGUACACGUUUUUAAAUUUUUGAGGGGAUCCGCACCCUCACUGUGAGCAUAUAGCAGUCAAAACGUUAAAGGAGUGAGCCCUUUCAUUCAUGUCCCCUUGUGCUGGGUCUUGGUCUUAUAUGAGAGGUAGACAGUCCAUUACCAGUGGUGUCUGUGGCUCUCAUAACUCAUGCUUUCUUUAAAGGUCCCAUAGUGUACCUGGAGGUGUUCUUGAUGGUGGUGAUGGUAGCUGCUCCAGGAGGUUAUGCAGAUAUACAAGCAGGAAAUGGAAUUUCAUGUGUGCAGAACAUUACCAUCAAUUCAGAACACGUUGAAAAAGGUUGGCCAUACAAUUAUACGAUUCAUAUGAAUAAUUCUCAAUGCUCCCCUGAACAGAAGCCAUUGAAAGGAAGAAUCUUGGAAUGUGAGAAAGGAUAUGGGAGGGGAAGCUUUAGUGAGGUAAGUUUACAAACAGAAGGAAAAUUAUGUCCUGUGGCUAAAUGUCAGAGACUUGAAGUAGAUGGCAUUAGCUCUUCACCUAUUUACACCCCUGAUUGCAAUCUUGACGUCAGUUUGAAUUUCCGUGAGUUUAACAACAAAGGACUUCACCUUGGCAUCAAGUCAGACAAGCGUAUACGGUCUUGGAACCUCACUAUCUUCACCUGCUUGAAGGAAGACUGUACUGGCUGUGCAGAAAAGAAACUUAUGGAUGAUGUUGGCAAUCAGACUGUUUUAAAGAUUGAGGAACACUUUGUGCUAGAUGAGUGUUAUUGCUUUAGAUUAGUACCAAACAUUUAUGGUACGUGUGAGCCAUCUCUGUCACGGUAUCUCUUUAAACAUCUUACCAGCUGUUUUCCACAAGACUGGUCAGAAAGGCAGGAUAAUUCCAUAGUCAUUAACAAAGGAAGCAGCUGGUGGGUGGUGCCUUUUGGAGUCUUGGUAGCUGUUGAAUUUCUUGUCUGCACCUCAGUGGCUGUUAGUGCUGCCUGGAAGUACUUCAGGACUGAGAAAUUCAAGUACACAACUCCAACAGCAGCAGGAGAGGUGAGGAGAACCAGCCCAUCUGUCCUCAUCCUUUAUGCCCAGGACAUUGUGGCUCACCUUUCCCAGGUCUCACAGCUAAAAAUGUGGCUGAAGGACGUUCUUCUUUGUGAGGUAUUUGAUAUCUUUGAUGAUACAAACCUGGAGAAGCUAGCUGACCCCUCAUGGUGGCUUCAAGAGAUUAUUUCAAAGUCUUCUGUGAAGAUUGUGUUGGUGUUGUCUCCUCAGAUUGAGAACUUCCUCCAUCCCUUGAUUGCCACUGAUGCCAAGCCAGAUAUUUCACCUGACUGUUUGAGUCAAGAACUAAACAACAAACUCCUGCUGGCAGGAAUCAAGUAUCUCCUGCAGCCAGGUCUUGUUGUGAACUACGACCGAGUAUUUACAGUAAGCUUUGGUACAGUGAAUGUGGGAAGUAACGCUGGUCCGCUGGUGGAGAGCCGUCGGUACAUCUUGCCACAGCACCAGUAUUUGUUUGCAGCUGCUCUUAUGGAAGGAUGCAAAAACAACUAUGUACCUUGUUAUUUCAAUCCAUUGGGAAUGAAGUGUGCUGAUCCAUCCAUGGAAGUGGAAGACAAGCAACAACUACUGGCAUGAGGCACAAAAGAGCACCAUCAAACCCUACAAUGUAGUAAAACAAGACCCCAAUAGAGUCAGUCUUAAUUGCUGGGCAUGAAAUCCACAUCUCUACAUCCUGUGGUUAUGGGAUCCCUGGAGGUGAUGAAGAACAUGGCUAAACACUCAUCUCAAUCUUCCAGUUGACUUGAAUAUUCUUAAAAUGGCACAUGAAUAAAAGCCACAAGGACAUAAGAAAGAUGAGUGCACCCAACAAACAUCAGCAUGAGUCUUGUUCUUGCUGGAUUGUUUGCAGAAGGCCAUGAUGCUUUGUUGCCAGGCCUCAGCUCAUCUUCUCUAGUUAUUCCUUGGUAUUCUUUAUUAGGAAUUUAGAUGGGCUGGUAAUUACUACUGUAUUAGCACUUUGUCAGCUGGCUGAAGCUCUCGUGGGACCAAGUUACUUUACUUCUUUGGCUAUACUGGUUUGUUAUUCAUCAUUGCAAAACUAGCUGCUUAUUGCUACUAAUUUCGCUGGUACAAAUGAUGUAUAAUCUGUACAUUUAUCUAUCACUAUAUUUUUAUGGCAGUUAAUUAAUAGAAGGCAUAUUUUAUUUAUUAGUUUCAGCAUAAUCACUAACCACAUUUAUUUGCAUUAAUUGCUUCUUUAUUGAAGGUAUGGAUCAAUAUCUGUAUGAUUGCUUUUCACCAUUACCUUAUAUUUAGUUAAUAAAAGAUUACUGUAAAACAAGUUGGAUUUCUAUCAAGCCCCAUUCAACCAAAGACAGUUACUCUUCAAUUAAAAGUGAAAUCCAGAGCAGGAUCUUGCCAAUGUCUAACUGGUGCCUGAAAACUGACUACAACAAGUGUUAAUAGCACAAAAACUGUGCUAGAUUGGUGUCGCAUGACCCUCCAACACACCCCCAACAAUUUAUAUUAUGCAAUUAGGGGUCUAAAAUGGAAAAUGCUGAAAAGUAAAGAUGGCGCCAUUAUAAACACUUGCCUGUGCCACAACGGGCUGGGGGCGACCAUCAGGCCCUACUAUGAAGGCCUACCGGCGCCACAGGCCAUGAUGUGUACAGGUAACUCUUGAUUUAUGCGAGUAUUGCGUCCUUGAAGAGGUUGUGUAAAUCAAAAACAAUGUAAAUCAAACAAGAGGUAGGUUUCUGUCGAAAAAUAAAUAUUCACUUCAUUCAGUGGAGAGAGAGAGAGAGAGAGAGAGAGAGAGAAUAUCCAUAUCACCGAGAUAUCCACUCAUGCACUCAGUCUCAGCCUUACUCAUGUGAGGAAGAAAUGAGGGACACCAUGAGUGACUGGCUAGUAUUGGUACCGGUACCUGCCCACCCCUAUUGUUGAGUAGCGUGGCAGCGUGGGUACUGUAUUGUUGUUCAAGUGGCGCGUGGGAAGAACUGAGCUCACCUGUGUGGCCGCAGCGCCGUGUGAGUCCAGUUGCGUGAGACAUAUGGUGGCCACUCCAUAAAAUAUCAUGUAUAAGUGGAAAAAACGUGUAAAUUAAACAUUUAUUUGGAUUUUGGACCCCGUGUUAUUUAAAAAACGCGUAAACCAAACUCGCAUAAAUCGA
Molecule: messenger RNA, 3454 nt
Organism: Eriocheir sinensis (Chinese mitten crab)
Lineage: Eukaryota; Metazoa; Arthropoda; Malacostraca; Decapoda; Varunidae
Exons: 13
Coding region: 517-1917 (466 amino acids)
Source: RefSeq, a predicted model, not a curated record